Orbicella faveolata is the source of this 2332-nucleotide messenger RNA. RefSeq names its product E3 ubiquitin-protein ligase ZNRF3-like. The record is from RefSeq and is a predicted model, not a curated record. Lineage: Eukaryota; Metazoa; Cnidaria; Anthozoa; Scleractinia; Merulinidae.
CGGUUAGUGUAAACCUAAUUUGAGCUGAACGUUCUCGAUGUUGAUAGUCGUAAUUACAAUGAUAAAGAAGUAGCUUCUUCUAAAAAUAUACUUAUUCAAAACCAAAGCGCACAAACCAUACAAUAUUUCAGACCAAAGGUCUCAAAGACCAUACCCUAUAAAUAGCCUUUAUAGCCCAUAUAAGGGAGUACCCCACCGGACUGCCGUUAGUUCUCUAACUGGAGCUUGUUCUACAGUCCUUUAAACUUCCACAUGAAACAUAACAAGACAAGAAAUAUAUUGCAAUCACUUGCGAUAAUUUUACAGUUUGAGCUUCUAACUGACAGAGAGGAACAAGCCGAAAAUAUAGACGUAAACACGCACAGCGAUGAUUCUAAAACUCAAGAAAUGAAAACAACAGGAAAGGAUACAAGCUCAUCAGGAUUAAGUGAUUGAUAGACAGAGGCGGUCCUUGUGGCGGUCAGCUUGCAGCAGAAGCAGCGGCGCGGUGCGCAUUGGAACAAUAACAAAAAGCACACGAGUAAUAUUCAACUGUGCCCAUAAACAGCGACUACCCCCAAAGGAAUCACCUCCUUAAGCGGUCCUGCGGUCGAGGAACACUUUAAUAACAAGCAACGCGGCCGUGCUCGUCCACGGCAAUGCUGAAUCGACUCUAGCGCUGAAUUGGACCAAACUUCACAGAGUUACUAGUAAAUUUUGCCUGGACUUGCGAUGAAAAUUUUCUCGGCGCUCGCUUGGCCGCUGUUAGUGCUUCUUCACGCGUGGCCGAGUGUGACACUCGCGCUCGAGAAAGCUCUUGUGGAAGUUGUGAUUUACGAGCAUUCUUCUGGAGGGGAUUACACAACGCAUACUUAUGAACUGGAAGGCAAGUUUUCAAACGCAGGAGCUGCCACGAGCGCCGAAGGGGACAUACUUGAGAUUCACCCAUUGGGGCUGUGUAAUACAUCUGAGGAUGGCGAUCUUUAUGAAUAUGGCUGGGUUGGCGUGGUCAAACUUACGCCUCCAGACAGUCUCAAUGAGCCAUGCUUUACGCUUGUUGAGAAGGUCAAAAGAGCAAUGCAACGGGGAGCAACAGCUAUUAUAUUUGAUAUCACAGAUCAUCCAGAAGCUGCAACAGAGUUAAAUGCUGCAACUGACAAAAGUGAACGACCUGUGGUGAUAAUGGAUGGAAAGGAUGCCAAGAAGUUGAUGAAUAUUGUAAAAAACCAAAGAGUUUCAAGGGCAAGAAUUCAAUACAGUGUGGCAGGCUACACUCCUCAGAGAGCCUCCAAUGAAUACUUUGACAUGGUUAUCUUCAUGACUUUUUUCAUUCUGGUCUCUAUCAUCUGUUUUAUCUUACUCUUAAAGAUUAAAUGGAGACAAAAGCAAAAGGAGUCCUCUCUCACAAGAAUGGCUUUACAUGCAUUAUCAAGAAUGGAGACUAGGAAGUACCAUGUAGAGUCAUCAGAUUCGUCAAGUACACGAGAAGAAAAUGGCAACAUUAGCGACACUGAGAGUACACUGUCAGCACAGUCUGAUGGAACCAAUUCCAAGUGUGUUAUAUGCUUAGAAAAAUUUAAAGAUGGCCAGGAUGUCAGAAUAGUUCCCUGUCGGCAUGAGUUUCACAAAGAUUGUGUAGACCCGUGGCUGUUAUCAAAUUACACAUGCCCCUUGUGUAUGCUCAAUAUAGUAGAGAGAGAGGGGACAACAAAUAAGCCAAGGAGAGCUCGUCAUUGGUUUACAAGACGUUGCGGGAGAUGUCUGUCUAAUGCGGAUAGCAUUCGUUCAUCAAUGAGUAGUAUAGCGCAAUACAUACCCGAAACUCCAACACACAAUUCAACGCAAAAUUUAUCCACUGGCGCCGAUAGCAAUGAAAGCAAUUCUCAGUCAUGUACUGUAGUGAACUUAUCGUCUUCGCAAGGACAAUUAGAAAGGAAUAGUAUAUCUCUACAAGAACUGAGAACGGACUCCGAAAAUCGCGCUUCAUCAGCGUCUCUAAGGAGUGUUAGUUCGCAAGGAUAUAUGUCACCAUACGAGGAAAGAAAAAGUUACACCCACCAGGUUGUGGUAGUGGCUCCAAUUACAGCCGACAUGCUGGAUGUGUCGCAAGAGGACAUAGUAUGACCCACUACUCUGUACGUGCAGCCGAAUCAGGACAAUGAGGCUGCGCUUUUUAACAAAGAGGAAAGAAAAUUUAUUAGCAGAACGCUUAGUUGUAAAUAUACAGAGUACAUUGGACUAUAAAUCUAUUUUCGGAGUUCUUUUUUUCCUGAUCCAUCUUAUUUAAUAGAUUUAACAUUGACGAAUUUGAAUUGCUUAUAUGGAGAAAAAUUAAAGUUAUCUUUUGCUUUAA